CAGCUAACUAUGCAGUUAGUUAUUUACGUAUAUCCAGUACGUGUACUUAUAAGUCUGUGUCAGAGUGAGAGAACUGUCAAAAGGUACAUAAGAGCCUAACGUGACAACACCUACAUCUAACUCUUGAUUAACCCUGGUGUGCGUUAUGGAGACGGCGUUGUGCACUAUUGCUGUGUUGUUUACUGUGUUGGGCCAUAUAGAUGGUUGGCUAUUCUCAUUUGAAUAUCCAACAGAGAAUGUCUCAGACUCUGUGUGCUACGAUCGUCUGGGUUGCUUUGACAACCAGCCUCCCUUUGAUGAGGGUCAUUUACCUGCCUCGCCUGAAGAGAUAGGCGUUGUCCUCUACCACUACUGGGCAGAUACCCCACAUAAUGGUCAUGUUAUAAAGAGAGAGAUUCCCAUGCCGGAUUUCCGGCUUCCGGAGAAUUACAACUCGUCCCUUCCGGUUACAGUGGUCAUCCAUGGCUAUAAUGAAGACAUGUACAGUCCACAUCUCCUGGCUUUAGUCGGAGAGUUGGCUUUCCAGGGUACAGUAAACGUGGUGGCAAUCGACUGGGGGGAAGGAGCCCACGUGUUAUAUGACAAAUCGGCAGCCAACACCCGCGUGGUAGCAGCUGUGGUUACCGUGUUCUUAAGAAGACUAUUUGAGGAUGGCUUUAUUGGUCCAGAGUCCGUUCAUUUGAUUGGCUACAGUCUGGGUGCCCAUGCCGCCGGCUAUGUCGGCCAGUCUAUCCCCGACAUUGGCCGUAUAACAGGCCUCGACCCUGCCGCACCCUUAUUCCAAGCCAUUCACACCGAUGUCAGACUCGACUCCAGCGACGCCCUCUUCGUGGACGUCAUCCAUACCAAUGGCGCUCCACUAUUCGAACUAGGUUUUGGAAUACAUUAUCCCAUGGGUCAUGCCGAUUUUUACCCUAAUGGAGGCAAACGCCAGCCUGGUUGUGAGAGUGCGUGGGACCGACUUUUAUCACUGAUUACAGGUUCACGUUCAGACUUGGCAUGCAGCCAUCGAAGAGCUGUUGAAUUAUUUACGGAGUCUAUUCACUCCCCUUGUGAGUUCAGGUCUGAACUGUGUCCUUAUAACAGUAUAAGUCAUAAUUACUGCACGCCGUGCCAAGGUGAUGACUGUGUUUCCAUGGGUUACCACGUGAACCGAACAUUGCGAGGAACGUUUUACCUGACAACUGCUGUGGAAAGACCGUUCUGUGUGGAAUGAACGGAUAAACACAUUAGCGCUCGGGUAAACGGAAAGAAUGCUGUAAAUAAAUA
Messenger RNA from Liolophura sinensis, 1269 nucleotides. Its product is annotated as pancreatic lipase-related protein 2-like. Gene Ontology annotation, molecular function: triacylglycerol lipase activity. NCBI's taxonomy places the organism in Eukaryota, Metazoa, Mollusca, Polyplacophora, Chitonida, Chitonidae. The transcript is spliced from 6 exons. The record is from RefSeq and is a predicted model, not a curated record. The coding region runs from base 146 to 1216 and encodes 356 amino acids. Gene Ontology annotation, biological process: lipid catabolic process.